AGAAAACGUUAGCAAAACUCUAAUCUGAUUGGGUUUAGGAAUAUCCCUAUAACCAAACAGGUCCGAAAUUUUAUUAAAACCCUAUUUUUCACCAUCGAGGAGCGGCAACAGAAAUACAGUCCUCGUUGCUCCACCGCCAAAUUUCAUAGCUCCUGAAACCUUCACCUUUGUCAAACACAGCAAUUUAAGCUCAACCAAGUUUUAAAACGAAGAAGAGGAAAUGAUAUCAGCAAUUUCUUGGGUGCCCAGGGGAGUUUCAAAGCCAGUUCCCUCAGUCGCCGACCCGCCCACCAAAGAGGAAAUCGAUGAGUUAAUAAAAACCGGUGCUUUGGAGAGAAGUGGAGAUGGUGAAAGUGAGGACGAUGAUGGAGAAAUGGAUGUUGAAACCCCAAAGAAGGGUGAUCAAAUCUCCCAAGCAUUAGAGGUAGCAAAAGCACUCGGCAAAGCUUCAAAAGUUACAGAGUCAGGGACCAAAUUUGAUGAUAUAACCGAUGGAUUGAGGGAACUUGACAUGGAACAUUAUGAUGAUGAGGAGGAUGGCAUUGACCCGUUUAGUAGUGGGCUUGGAGACCUUUACUACCCUAGUAAUGAUAUGGAUCCAUAUCUCAAGGAUAAGGAUGAUGACGAGGAGUCUGAAGACAGUGAUGACAUGACCAUUAACCCGACUGAUUCAGUCAUAGUAUGUGCCCGCAAUGAGGAUGAUGUCAGCCAGCUUGAGAUUUGGCUGUAUGUCGAAUCAGAAGAUGGUGAAUCAAAUGUUUAUGUGCACCAUGAUGUCAUCAUUUCAUCGUUCCCCCUUUGCACAGCAUGGCUUGAUUGUCCUCUCAAAGGUGGAGACAAAGGGAAUUUCAUAGCUGUUGGUUUAAUGGAUGAACCUUCCAUUGAGAUUUGGGAUCUUGACAUUAUUGAUGAAGUACAACCAUGUGUGGUAUUGGGCGGUAUUGCUGAGAUGAAGAAAAAGAAAGGAAAGAAGGCAUCAAUCAAAUACAAAGAAGGCAGCCACAGAGAUUCAGUUCUUGGGCUUGCUUGGAAUAAGUUCUACAGAAAUGUACUUGCUAGUGCAAGUGCUGACAAACAAGUUAAGAUUUGGGAUGUGGCUACCGGAAAAUGUACUAUUACCAUGGAGCAUCAUACAGACAAGGUUCAGGCAGUUGCAUGGAAUUAUUUUGCCCAUCAAGUUCUUCUUAGUGGAUCUUUUGAUCAUUCAGUAGUCUUGAAAGAUGGGAGGGCGUCAUCACAUUCUGGCUAUAAAUGGACAGUCACAGCUGAUGUAGAAAGCUUAGCAUGGGAUCCACACACUGAGCAUUCAUUUGUGGUGAGCCUUGAAGACGGCACAGUCAAAGGUUUUGAUAUUCGGGCUGCCACAUCUUCUUCUACUUCUGAGUCUAAACCUAGUUUUACUCUUCAUGCACAUGACAAAGCUGUUUGCGCAAUCUCCUAUAACCCCUCAGCACCUAAUCUUCUUGCAACUGGAUCCACGGACAAAAUGGUAAAGCUUUGGGAUGUGUCAAACAACCAACCCUCAUGCAUUUCAUCCAGGAACCCUAAAGCAGGAGCUGUGUUUUCUGUUUCGUUCUCAGAAGAUAACCCGUUUUUGCUUGCCAUAGGAGGCUCAAAAGGGACUCUGGAAGUAUGGGAUACAUCAUACGAUGCUGCAGUUGCCCAAAGAUUUGGGAGUUACAUCAAGAAGAGCAGAACCCCACCUGGGUCUUGACCUGGUUAAAUUAGAAGAUGAUUGAGGAAUUGUUUUUUCGUUUCUUUUUUCUUUUUGCCUCUUUAAACCUACGAGCUUUUCCAUUUUCUAGGGAACAAACAAGUGCCCACCUGUAGAGGUCUUGCAGUUUUGAAAUCUUUAUGACUUGGAUACCCUUCACAGCCUUGGAAGUAUACUCGUGUGUAAGCAGGGGUAGUUUUGUUUCCUGUAUUAAAUUUAAUGUUGUGUUAAGGGAUGUGAUAUGCUUGAUGACUGAGUGGAAAAGAACAGUUAUUCUCUUGUUCAACAUGAAAGUCAUAAUCUUAAGCUCUGGUCCGGCUAACAUUUCGAUAUCA
Prunus avium (sweet cherry) is the source of this 2049-nucleotide messenger RNA. RefSeq lists its product as uncharacterized. Gene Ontology annotation, cellular component: nucleus. The record is from RefSeq and is a predicted model, not a curated record. NCBI's taxonomy places the organism in Eukaryota, Viridiplantae, Streptophyta, Magnoliopsida, Rosales, Rosaceae. Gene Ontology annotation, biological process: rRNA processing. Gene Ontology annotation, molecular function: protein binding.